AUGCUUGUAUCAGAGCAUAUCUUCGAAGAAAUGGAAGAGAAGAAAAACUCACCACCUCAUGGCUUGCUCAAACAAAACAACAUGAUCCUCAGAUUUCUCAUGGUCCUACUCUCUAGUUGUGUUAUUAACAGGAAUUACCUUUGCUCUACCCAUCCUAUGGUCACCCCUACAGUUUCUCCUCACUCUGGUUCCUCAAAUAUUACAGCAUCACUGGAAGCAUUGAGACUUGAUGGGCAUCUUAGCUUCGACAACAUGCACCAUGCAGCCAAGGACUUUGGCAACAGACACCACUUUCUUCCUUCAGCAGUUCUACACCCAAAAUCGGUUUCUGAUAUUUCCUCCACCAUAAAACAUAUUUUUGAAAUGGGCACCACUACAGGGCUCACAGUGGCCGCCAGGGGCCAUGGCCACUCGCUAGAAGGUCAAGCACAAGCCUAUCACGGAGUUGUCAUCAAUAUGGAAUCACUUCAAGCACCAGACAUGUAUUUUCACAUUGGGGAACUGCCUUAUGUAGAUGCCUCUGGUGGUGAACUGUGGAUAAACCUUCUGCAUGAAAGUGUUAAACAUGGCCUCACGCCAAAAUCUUGGACAGAUUAUCUUCAUCUCACUGUGGGAGGCACUUUGUCUAAUGCCGGAAUCAGUGGGCAGGCAUUCCGGCACGGUCCCCAGAUCAAUAACGUCUACCAGCUAGAGGUGGUCACAGGAACAGGGGAGGUGGUCACCUGUUCAGAGAAGAAGAAUGCUGACCUCUUCUACGGUGUUCUAGGCGGACUAGGACAGUUUGGCAUCAUCACCCGGGCAAGAAUUUCUCUAGAACCGGCACCUAUGAUGGUGAAGUGGAUUAGAGUGCUCUACACAGAUUUUUUCUUAUUUUCCAAGGACCAAGAGCAUCUAAUAUCGUCCAAGAAUUCUUUUGACUAUAUAGAAGGAUUUGUCAUCAUAAAUAGAACUGGUUUAUUAAACAACUGGAGAUCAUCUUUCAAUCCAAAAGACCCAGUUCAAGCCAGCCAGUUCAAUUCUGAAGGCAGAACUCUUUUCUGUCUAGAAAUUGCCAAAUACUUCAAUCCAGAAGAGACUAAUUUUAUGACCCAGAAAGUAGACAGCUUAUUGUCAGAAUUGAGUUACAUUAAGUCCACACUCCUCUUGUCUGAAGUCUCAUAUGUAGAAUUCCUGGAUAGAGUGCAUGUUUCCGAGCUGAAACUCCGAGAAAUGGGGUUGUGGGAGGUUCCACACCCAUGGCUGAAUCUGCUCAUUCCCAAAAGUAGAAUUCAUGACUUCGCCAAUGAAGUUUUUGGAAACAUUCUUACAGAUACAAGCACUGGUCCUAUACUUAUCUACCCGGUUGACAAAUCCAAGUGGAACAAUAGGACAUCUAUGGUAACCCCUGAGGAAGAUGUUUUCUACCUAGUCGCAUUCCUAUCUUCUGCAAUGCCAUUUUCCAAAGGAACAGAUGGUUUAGAACACAUUUUAAACCAAAACAAAAGAAUUCUGGAUUUCUGUAAAUCGGCCAAUCUUGGUAUGAAGCAAUACUUGCCCCAUUACAUCACUAGGGAAGAUUGGAAAACUCAUUUCGGCACUCAAUGGGAAGUCUUUGUUAUGAGGAAAUCCACCUAUGACCCUUUGGCAAUCCUAGCUCCUGGCCAGAGAAUUUUUCAAAAAGCCCGAAGGAGUUUCAGUGACAUUGGUCUCCAGAAUAACCAACAUAAUAUACAGAGCUCUAAAGGAAGAUAG
Molecule: messenger RNA, 1731 nt
Organism: Ilex paraguariensis (yerba mate)
Lineage: Eukaryota; Viridiplantae; Streptophyta; Magnoliopsida; Aquifoliales; Aquifoliaceae
Source: the annotation of a GenBank genome assembly